Messenger RNA from Diatraea saccharalis (sugarcane borer), 3111 nucleotides. The record is from the annotation of a GenBank genome assembly. Lineage: Eukaryota; Metazoa; Arthropoda; Insecta; Lepidoptera; Crambidae.
AUGUUGACGACCGGUGCCGCCUUACGUCUGUCUCUGCCGGACUCAGACACCACGGCAUGUUAUAUCGUGGAAGCCCGUUACGAGGAGUUUUACCAGAUGCCGAGGCUGUUCCACCUGGACCACUACGACGAGUGCAUGUCGACACGCGGCGUGUACUGCGUCGGCAGCUUCGAGCUGACCACAGACGACCGCAACCACCGCCUCUACCAUCUCAUGCAGAGGUACUCGUCUAACUGGUUGGAUAACUUUAACCACACGCGGCUGCACCGCGGGCUGUGUGUGUCGCGCCGGUGCGCCGCGCCCACCCAUUCCGCACACCAUGCCGCCACUGACAUGGAGCCGCUACACGCAUGGUUCGCAUCAUGUGUGAACGCGAGCAUGAUGUCCUCGCACCAGCUGUCCGCACGGCUGUACCGGUUGGAGUACUGCGAGAGGGGCACGGGGGAGGGGGCCGGGCACCCUCACCCACCACUCACCGUGUCCGAGCAGGCGUUCUCUGGCAUGAUCGCCCUCUUGCUGGUGCUAGCUGCUCUUAGCACUGUACUCGAUCUUUCACUCACUGACCAGACUAAGAAAAAUGUCAAGAGGUCGUGUUACUUUGUAGUAAGCUACUGUGGUUAUUAAAAAUAUUAUAUUUAAAAUCAGGAAUGACCUCCGUAGUGGAGUGGUUCGCGCGCCGGUUUCAAAGUGUCACGGGUACGAUUCCCGGUGGAGUUAAUAUAGAAAAUGUACUUUUCUAUAUUAUCUCGGGUCUGGGUAUUGCGGCACCUUUUUUGACACUAUAAUGCGGGGACUUAUUCAUCAUCUUAUACAUACUCAUCUUAGAAUCUGAACAAUAUUUGUGAUUAGACAACAACUUAAUGUUUUAUUUCCUAAUAAAUAUUUAUAAUCUAAGGACGCCUCAACAGCAAAGGUUAACCUAGUACAAGGUUCUACGGCAAUAAUAUUUAUCAGGUUUGCUUAUUCUCUGUAUAACAUGAAUUUGGACUAAUACUAAAAUUGCAAUUUUAGCGUACAUUUACUCUGCCACUAAACCUUGUUUAUUAAUAGCGCUGUAACUGUAUAGAGAUUGAAAAGCAAUACAGAUCCCAUAAGGGACUCUAUAGUAAACUUUACCUAAAAUCUGAAUAAGACAUACAAGUCAUAUAACUCGUACCAAUUAACUUGAUACCUGGAGGCCUAUUCUGUUUAUUGCGAAUCGUUCUUAUAAUACAUAUAUCUGUGAAGUGAAGUGAAGUGAAGAAGAAUUAUCUGUGUAUCAAGGGAUGCAUCAUUAGAUCCUGCUUCCGUUGCAUCAUUAAUUAUCGAAAAGUGUUUUUCAUUAGUGUCGUAUCGGCAUUUCGAAAAUAGACGACAUUGCGUUGUCAAAGAAAUGGAAAAGACCUUCGUCGAAAAGUUUGAAAAUACGUAUCGGUAAUGUCGUUAUUUUAAUAGAAGUUUAUGAAAGUAGAUGUUAAUGUAUUAGUUUAAGGCGAGGGUGUAUGAAAUUACCAAUUUUUAAAAUAAUUUUAAAAUAAAAUAUAAUAAAUAAAUUUCAAUAAUUAACUCGAUUGCAAAAAAAUCACGGUGAUGACUCUAAAUAGGUUUUUGGAUUGAUUUUACGACUAACAUAUUCCAUCUUAUAUAUUCUUUCGAUCACAAACAAAAAAUAAUGUUUUAAUUUCAUUUGUUUUUCUUCUGAUUUUAUGUUUUAACUGCAUUUGUUUUAUUUAAAAUGUAUGAAAUCCAGCGAGCGCUGUGCGUGUUUGUUCGCGUAUUUGUAUGGCAACGUAAGUGGAGGUACAAGAGAGCCUUAAUAGUAUUUUUCUAUUGUAAGGUAUGAGUUGGGCGGUGUCGUGGUCGGUGCGCGGCAGUUGGCGCGCGCUACUGGCAGCGCCGCCGGGCGGGGGCGCGGACCUCGCCACCCUCGACGGUCUACGGAUGCAUCGUGACACGGACGUCCUCCUGGUGUCUAACAGCACACUGAUGGUGCAGGCAUUCUUCCUGAUGUCCUCGUUUCUGCUCGCCAACAAAUUGCUGCAGCAGCGACGACGACAGCAGACGCUCAAACCGUUCUCCACCUUCGUCGAGAUCAUGAUCAACAGAAUCAUCAGAAUGAGCCCUACGUACUUCGUAGUGGUAUGGUUUGCAGCCAGUGGGUGGGCGCGCGGGGGCAGCGGGCCGCUGUGGGCGCCGCUGGUGGGGGCCGAAGCGGCUGUGUGCCGCGACAAGUGGUGGACGCAUCUGCUCUACCUUAACAAUAUCAUAUACCCGGACGACAAAUGUCUCAUACAAACUUGGUACCUGGCGGCGGACAUGCAGCUGUACUGCUGCGCGCUACUGCUGACGCUGGCGUUGUGGCGGGUGCGGCGCGGUGCGUUGUACGUGCUGGCGGCGCUGCUCGUCGGCUGCGUGCUGCUAGUGUUCGCACUCGCAUACGUCUGGGAACUAGUGCCUACCUUCGUGCUGCAUCGACCAGAGGCGGUGCGCGCGCUGUAUCGUGGUGAGGCGUCUUUCAACGUGUUGUAUCAGUCGCCGCUGGGGAACGCGCCCGGUGCGCUAGUGGGCCUGCUACUCGCGCAUCUGCAUCACGAACUGCGUGACAGACACGUACAGCUUAACAAUUACACCUGGUUCAGAUGGGCGGCCUGGUGGGCGCCGUGGCUAGCGCUGGCGUGGGUGUCGUUUAGUCCGCGGAUGGCGGGGGCGGCGGAGGGAGGGGCGCCAGGCCGAAUGGCGGUCGCCGCGCUGGCCGCGGGGGAGCGCGCAGUGUUCGCGCUGCUCGUCGCUAUCGCGCUGCUCGGAGCUAUGCACGGCGUUAACUCGCCGGUGCGUCGUGUGUUGUCUUGGAAUGGGUGGGCGGUGCUGGCGCGGCUGUCUUUCGGCGCACUGCUGCUGCAUAUGAUCAUCAACAAGUCACUGUUGGGCUCUCAGAUAGCACCCAUACAGCUAGACAGACAACAAGUGAUCCUGGAGUGGUUCGGCGUGUCGGUGGCGUCGUACCUGGCGGCGCUGCCGCUGGCGCUGCUGGUGGAGCUCCCUGUGCAACGCCUCUACCGCGCCCUGCGCGAUCCACCACCCGUGUCAGCGCCAACGCCAUCACCCGCGCCCGCCGACAAGAACCACUCGUGA